GGCGCUGUAGCCGCUGCUCCCUUCCUGACUCGGUGAAGCUGACAGCCGCCGUCGUUCAGGACCAGAGACCGUUUGGAGGUUGGAGUCAUGUCGGCAGCUGCUCAGGGGACCAGCAAAGCGGCCCACAGUGAUGUGGGCCCGAAAAAGAAGAAAGGACCGGGCGCCCUGGCCACGGCCUACCUGGUUAUUUACAAUGUUGUUAUGACAGCCGGGUGGCUGGUGAUCGCCGUGGGUCUGGUUCGAGCUUAUCUGGCCAGAGGAAGCUACCAUGGGCUGUAUUACUCUAUAGAGAAGCCGCUGAAGUUCUUUCAGACAGGAGCUCUUCUGGAGAUCUUGCACUGUGCUGUAGGAAUCGUACCGUCCUCUGUGGUCCUGACGGGGUUCCAGGUCAUGUCUCGGGUCUUUCUCACUUGGGCCGUGACUCACAGUAUCAGAGAGGUGCAAAGUGAGGACAGUGUGUUGCUGUUCGUCACAGCCUGGACCGUCACGGAGAUCAUCCGCUACUCUUUCUACACAUUCAGCCUGCUUAAUCACCUGCCGUACCUCAUCAAGUGGGCAAGGUACACCUUUUUCAUCGUGCUGUAUCCGAUGGGAGUGAGCGGAGAGCUGCUGACUAUCUAUGCAGCUCUGCCCUACGUGCAGAAGACAGGCCUGUACUCUGUCACCCUCCCCAACAAGUAUAACUUCUCCUUCGACUACUACUCCUUCCUCAUCCUUGUCAUGAUCUCCUACAUUCCUCUCUUUCCCCAGCUUUACUUCCACAUGAUACGACAGAGGAAGAAGGUGCUGGGCCACACAGAGGACUACAGCAAAGUGGAGUGAGCUGUGCAUCGCUCAGAACGGUUCAAAUGAGAGAAAAGCAACCAAAACAUCCCAUAAAGAUCAAACCAGUGUUUUCAGUUUUCAAACUGCCUAAACCAACCCCGUAGAUCAUCCUAUUAUCCAUCCACAUUAUUUUAUCAAUUUUAUUUUUUCAGUCAUACAGACAUUCUGGAUGAACUUAUUCUUGCAUAUUUCUGAACAAAGUGUGAUUACAUUGAAGUUUAAAGAAAAGAUUGACCUGGAUAAAGAUGAGCUGCUCUGUGCCCAUUGAGCAGAUCCUGGACACAGCUAAUCUGAACUGAAUGAACACUAAUAGACCUCUGACCUCUAAAUAAAUGGCAAUGAGGUGGAGAGUAGAAUCAGACUUUCACCCCCUGACUUGUUUUUCGAUAUCCUUGUAAGAAGCAGGCUCGCUAUAGGCUAAUGUAACAUAGAAAGAAUAAUUAAUGAAUCUAGCACUGAAAGUAGGUGUCUGUAGGUUUUGCAUCUGCUGUUUUGGUUUGUACAAACUGUGGAACACAUUUGUACUUUUUCCAUUUUGUGUAAUUUAUUGAAAAGUUUGGUUACAUUCCAUAUUUAGAUUAAUAAAUCCUUUUCCAUCCCA
Girardinichthys multiradiatus is the source of this 1426-nucleotide messenger RNA. It is a transcript of the gene hacd2, whose product is annotated as 3-hydroxyacyl-CoA dehydratase 2. Gene Ontology annotation, molecular function: 3-hydroxyacyl-CoA dehydratase activity. NCBI's taxonomy places the organism in Eukaryota, Metazoa, Chordata, Actinopteri, Cyprinodontiformes, Goodeidae. Gene Ontology annotation, cellular component: endoplasmic reticulum membrane. Bases 88 to 822 code for a protein of 244 amino acids. The record is from RefSeq and is a predicted model, not a curated record. The transcript is spliced from 7 exons. Gene Ontology annotation, biological process: very long-chain fatty acid biosynthetic process; sphingolipid biosynthetic process; fatty acid elongation.